Messenger RNA from Mustela erminea (ermine), 3009 nucleotides. Its product is annotated as olfactory receptor 10C1-like. The coding region runs from base 749 to 1693 and encodes 314 amino acids. Lineage: Eukaryota; Metazoa; Chordata; Mammalia; Carnivora; Mustelidae. Gene Ontology annotation, cellular component: membrane. The transcript has 2 exons. The record is from RefSeq and is a predicted model, not a curated record. Gene Ontology annotation, biological process: G protein-coupled receptor signaling pathway. Gene Ontology annotation, molecular function: olfactory receptor activity; G protein-coupled receptor activity.
UUCUGUCUGUUAUUUAUAUGGACUUUAUAUCCACCCAGGGCAUAUACAUGUAUGGUAUCCCGUUGAGGUCAGGGUUCAGAUGCUGACUGCAGGACGUUUAUGAAGGUGAUACUGACGGCCAUAGCCUGAGAGGGAUGACCGGAAGCUGGAUCAGGAGCGCAUAGAGAAGAAGUGGAGCAUAUGUGAGAAGUUGCUCAGCUCUGUGUGCGUCGCCGUCAGUGACAGAGCACGCACCAAAGCCGAAUCCCCGAUUCAGAGACGCCUCUUCUUUUCAUAACACAAGACUUGUUGCUUGCGACUUUUGACCUCACGGUUUUCCUCCAUGAGAAUUCCUGUUGCAUUUCUCCUGCGGAGAUCAUCUUUCAAAAGACACAGCGUGUCUGCUGAAGGAGCCACCUCCGGGCACCAUGGACCCGAGAUGUCAGGGCCUGUUCCCGGAGCCUCCGCAGCUCUGUCCUACCGCACCUCUCCCUCUAGAGCUUGUGGGCACAGUCCAUAAGCACCAGCGGGGCUUCCGGAAUCUCUGACAGUCACAUUUGACUCCUUUCUUUCCCACACCCCAGUUCUGCUGGUCUUUUCUCAUUGGAAAGUGUAGGAAGGAUACAGGUAGGAAUUUUCCCGUGUGUCCUAUUUCCUGAUGGUGGAAUGGAUACAAAAUCCAGGUGCCUGGCUCUCUAGAACCCAAUCUUAUAAAUUAGGAAAGGAUCGGGCUGGGACUGGGGGCCUUGGCUUCUAGUUCCUAGGAGUCAUGGACCCGCUGAACCGCACCUGGACCCCGAGUUUCCUUCUUGCUGGUUUCGCGGCCCCCAGGACGCUGCGGCCCCUGGCGUUCCUGGGCACCCUCUGCAUCUACGUCCUCACGCUGGCCGGGAACUUGUUCAUCAUCGUGCUGGUGCGGGCAGAUGCGGCGCUGUCCACACCCAUGUACUUCUUCCUCAGCGUCCUCUCCUUCCUGGAGCUCUGGUACGUCAGCACCACGGCGCCCACGCUGCUGCACACGUGGCUCCACGGGCGCUCACCCAUCCCGGCCGCCGCGUGUUUCAUCCAGCUGUACGUCUUCCACUCCCUGGGCAUGACCGAGUGCUACCUGCUGGGGGUCAUGGCACUGGACCGCUACCUGGCCAUCUGCCGCCCGCUGCACUACCACGCCCUCAUGAGCAGAAAGGUGCGGUUGUGGCUGGCGGGGGGCUCGUGGGGGGCCGGCUUCUCCGCGGCACUGGUGCCGGCCGGCCUCACGGCCAGUCUGCCCUUCUGCUGGAAAGAGGUGGCCCACUACUUUUGUGACCUGGCCCCGCUGAUGCGGCUGGCGUGUGUGGACACAGGCUGGCACGCUCGAGUCCACGGAGCAGUGAUUGGUGUGGCCACUGGCUGCAACUUUGUGCUCAUUUUAGGACUCUAUGGGGGUAUCCUGAGGGCUGUGCUGAAGCUGCCGUCGGCGGCCAGCCGGGCCAAGGCCUUCUCCACCUGCUCCUCCCACAUGACCGUGGUGGCCCUCUUUUAUGCCUCUGCUUUCACGGUGUAUGUGGGGCCGCCUGAGAGCCGCUCCAAGGGCACUGACUCGCAUAUAGCCCUGGUGUAUGCCCUUCUCACCCCUUUCCUCAACCCCAUCAUCUACACACUCCGCAACAAGGAGGUGAAGGAGGCUGUCAGAAGGGUCACCCAGAGGAUCAGGGCUCUGUUGGAGGGACCCUGAGGAUCUCUAUUGUCACAGCCCCGCUGCCUGGCCACAGCGGGAAGCAGCUGAUCACUUAGUCAUCUGGUCAGAGUGACAGUCAACACUGGGGAACAAAUCCAUCUGUCUAUUUGUUAAACAUGCAGCCAAUGGCCAACUCAGGAGGACGUAGUCCGGGAUGAUCAGACGUGGAAGAUGUUGAGGGAAAGGAGAUGUGUCUGAUUCCAUUCCAGUCUCCCGGGGGGAAAACGCCACGAAAGAGAAGGGGGGGAAAAACAGGGUCUCAAUGUAAAUGGUUUUGCUGAACCCCUGACCUGGGGAGAGAGCACAGCCCGGGGCGGGGAGACAAUCUGAAGCUAAGGGGGAGCGUGUCCCAGAGGAAGGGAUUCACGGCGGAAAGCAGCGGCCCGAAGCUCUGACCCCGAUGUGAGGCGGUGAGCACGGGCAGAGCGGGCGGCCCGUGGGCGAGGCUGGGAGCCUGAGGCGAGGGCUUGCUGUCCCCUGGGGCACGAGCGCGGUGGGGACGGUGAGGGUGUUGUUUGCCUUCUCACCGAGCAUCGUGUUUCUAAACAGAAAGAGAAACCAAGCAGCAAAGAGCCUUGCCUGUCUGGUACGCUAGGCACACACGUGCCAAGUAGAAAACCGGUCGAAAUAGAAAGUCGGUUCCAUUCUGCGCCCUCUUCCCAGCCCUGCCCUCCCACCCCCACCCACGUCUUCUGCUGAGCCAAGUUGGAGAACUAACACUCGGGCUCAGCUUCGGGACUUUGCUGAUGCGUGAAUUGUUGGUCCAGUGGCAAAUGGUGUCAGAGGCCUGGGGAGAGAGACGGCCCCAGUGGAGACCAGGCACUGAAUGGGUCUUGAAAACCCACUCUCCUUUUCAGUUUCAUACAAAUUACUGCUGAAAAAGUCAAGCCAGUGACUUUUUGUUACGGCUGCCCUCGGCUGGAGAACAGUGACAGCUGCUUUCAGAUGUUUUCUUUCCUCUUUGUGAGAUCCCCCUGAAGAAGGAAGAAUCACCCCAACAUUUAUGUGAGGAAGAUAGAAACAUUCCUGGAGCGGCUGUGAGGAGUCAUAGACCCUGCCCAGGUCUGCGGGUCUGAGAGUUGAUGGGUCCCCUCUGGUGGGCACGACCUUGACGAGACUGGUGGCCUCUUCCUCUCUGACCAAUGAGAGCCACAGCAUCGGCUGCUCACAUGCCCUCCUGCCCAGGGAGCUUUGAUCCUGUGAUUGUGACACUUCCUAGAGACAGGAGGGCCUGAGAUUCACAUAUCCAGAGGGGGGUGGGGGGGUGUUGGCCCAAACCCCAGUUUUGCUGGCUUUUUGACUAAGAUCCUAAA